Molecule: messenger RNA, 552 nt
Organism: Aphanomyces invadans
Lineage: Eukaryota; Oomycota; Saprolegniomycetes; Saprolegniales; Verrucalvaceae
Exons: 3
Coding region: 6-527 (173 amino acids)
Source: RefSeq, a predicted model, not a curated record
UGGAAAUGGUGCGACGGAGAUCGUCUGCGGAUGGCGGCUCGAACCGCCGCAAGUCGUCCACGGACAUGAUGGGCCAUCGUAAAGGAGAUCGUAAGCUCUCUGACAUUAUGGAAGGUGUUGCGAUGCCUCCCAGCAUGUCGUUCUUGGAAACGCAGCGUAUCACGGCGAUGCAAAUGGAAAUUUACGGGUUUGCUGGGUGGAUUGCGUCGAUUGUCGUGUUUGUUUGCUACCUUCUGUGGGCAUAUGUACCCGACUCGAUCUUGGCAUCGUACGGAAUCACGUAUUACCCUUCGCGGUAUUGGGCCCUCGCUGUUCCGGCAAUGCUCGCCAUGACUCUGAUGGCGCUGUUGGUGGUCUACAUUGCCAUCAACUGGGUAUCGACAGCGCCCUUGGACUCAUACAACACUAUACGAGACCAGUACACAAUCACACUGACCGAUGACGAGCUCGACGUCCAGCGCGACGCCAAUACCCCCGCCAUUGCAGACAUCCCGCUUACGUCAGUAAAUCGUAUGCUGUUCAACUGAAUGUCCUCGUCCAUUUCUUCGUCAA